Molecule: messenger RNA, 993 nt
Organism: Rotaria sordida
Lineage: Eukaryota; Metazoa; Rotifera; Eurotatoria; Philodinida; Philodinidae
Source: the annotation of a GenBank genome assembly
AUGACAGAUUCUGGUGCAGAUAGACAUGAAUUUCGUAGACGGCUUUUAAGUGAUGAAGUACAGCCUUCUCCAUCAUAUGAUUUAUCAAGUGGUGGGCUUGAUAAUAAUGGCAGAACUACUAUAGUUCGAAGAAUUAUAAACUAUGACGAACUUGAUCGAAAUAGAUAUACGGUUGAUAACUAUGGUUUCUAUGGAACUACAGCAGCUAGUGACUUGGCUGGUGGUACGGUGAUUCAUACACAUAGUUCAGAAGAAACGAAUGAAUAUAUCCGAAGAUCAACUGAUGUUUAUAAGGAUCCUAAUCCGAAAAUUGUUCGACGAGCAGGAAGUGAAAGUCCAGUAACAUAUGAACAACGAAUUGUUGUUCGAUAUCUUCAACCACCAACUGUUCCAGAACCAGGGCCACUCAUUAUUAAAGAAGUGCGUCCACCACAACCGCCACCACCUGAACCACUUGUCAUACGCGAACAUCCACCACGUCCUCCUUCACCACCUCCACUUAUCUUCCGUGAACGACCACCAACACCACCGCCAUUUGUUCCCAGUGAAACAACUACUCGUUAUUUACCUGAAAUACCUGUUCCACCACGAUCAGUUAUCAUCGAACGUCUUCCACCUCCUCCGGAAAAACCACGCGACAUUAUAAUUGAACGAUGGAUUCCCUAUGGACCUCAAUCUGAACGUCGUACAAUUGUUGAAUCUGCUCCUCCCGCUACAAUAUAUCCAGAAGCACGUAAUACGAUUGUUAUUAAUGAAGCUGUUCAAGCACAUAUAGUCCGAAAAUUUCAGAACCUUGGUGUAACCCAAGAAAACCCUGCCGAUUAUGUGGCUCGUUAUGGGACAUCACUUUUAGAUCCAGCGACACUGGUUCACAGGGUUCAUGAUGCUGGUGUUCAUGAAGAUAUAUCGCUUCCGGUACACUUCUCUUCAACACGUACAACUAUACACAGAACUAUUGUUGAUAUUGAUCCGUUAAAUGAACGGACUUCGUAG